GUCUUAGACAACCAGACAACCUUCAGUGUCAUGAGAGAAAACUUGGAAACAUUGUGAUUCAGUUUGUGUACAAUAAGGCUGUGGUCGACCAUGUCAUAACUUAAUUGAAUAAAAACGCUGCAGACAAAUGAAGAAAAUUAAAUAAAUAGGCAAUUGAUAACACAAACUGGUAAGAGAAGGAUCGUACAAUCUGAGUAAAGUAAACAGGAAGGAUUGCGAUCAAGUACUGCUGAGGAUACUAGAAGCCAUGGACAUCAACGAGUCAUCAGCGCAGGAAAAUAUCGUAAGUUUGGAGAUCGAGAGGUUGGAUACGAAAAGGUAGGGAAGAGGAUAGGAAUAGCUUCUUGAGAACAAGAACAGAGUAUAUUUGGAGCAUUAGAAAACAAAACAGAUUAAUGUGGUAACAACUAAUAGUCGAAGAGAAAAAUUAUCCUUGAGGAAAAGCGUAUAAGAUAGCGUCACAGAGAUUGAAGAAGGAAACCCUGUUAGUGAGUGUUGAUAGAGGUGACGGGACGUGUACGGAAACCAUAAACGAAACUGUGAAAGUGAUGUUAAAAGAACUUGUGCCGGACGACAAGGAAGAUGAGAAGACUGAGGGAGAGAAAGAAAUCAGAAGACAAAUGCCAGAAGAGAUUACGGAUGAAAAUGAAAGAGAAUAUACAGAGGAAGAGUUACCUGAGCAGUGAAACAAUUGAAGGACAAGAAAGCGCCCCGAUAAAAUAUAGUUAUUUAACUAAAAAUGUAUUUUGUUGGAAUUAUUUUUCAAUUUGUUGAUACAAUUGCUUUUUAAAAUUCUACAAGUACAAUAGAUAAUGCUUUAUACUUAAUCAAAUAGUAGUACAUGUGUUAGCCGCCUUUGACGUUUACCACUGACAUAUUCACCAUAGUUCUUUUAGUUUUAUCUCGUCGACCGUCGUCUGCUUCUUCAAAGUUCAAGUUAAGGCUGAUUACUGUUACUAUGAAUGAUUAAAUCAUGUUGAUGUCUGAUUGCCUGAGAAUUGUAUAAUACUUUUUUGUGAAGCUGUAAUUUUCUGUUUAAUUGAAUCAGGUUAACGAUAUUAAGGAUAUAAAAAAGAAUAUAAUUUUCUUGAAUAAUUUUAAAAAGUGUUUAUUUUGUAGUUGUCUAUUGAAAACAAUCAUGUCAACAAGUAUUACAAAUAUAAAUAAUGUGGACAAACCUAUUAUAGCAAGUAAAGUUGGGUUUGUUGGAGCUGGUAAUAUGGCACAAGCAAUAGUCACAGGAAUGUUAGAUGCUGAAAUAAUAAUGCCAGACCAGGUCAUCGUAUCAGCACCUUCAGAAAAUAAUUUUUCUUUUUGGGAAGAGAAAGGUGUAAAAACAACAACUGUGAAUGCUGAAGUUAUAAGAGCAAGUGAUGUGAUAAUUUUGUCUAUGAAGCCACAACAUUUAGAUGAAGCUCUGAAAAGUUUUGAUCGAGUUCCAAAUAAUAAACUGUACAUAUCAAUAUUGGCUGGAAUUUCCAUUGAGACAUUAAAUGAGAAGUCCGGUAGCGGGGACAAGCACAAAGCAGUCACAGCCAAGCACGUACAGCGCGAUCAACCAAUCUCAAUAUCUCCAACGUUACCUUAUAGAGACCUAGAACAUCUGCGGUUGAAGUCCGGUAGCGUGGACAAGCACAAAGCAGUCACAGCCAAGUACGUACAGCGCGAUCAACCAAUCUCAAUGUCUCCAACGUUACCUUAUAGAGACCUGGGACAUCUGCGAUAG
Homalodisca vitripennis (glassy-winged sharpshooter) is the source of this 1726-nucleotide messenger RNA. RefSeq names its product pyrroline-5-carboxylate reductase 3-like. Bases 1139 to 1726 code for a protein of 195 amino acids. The transcript is spliced from 4 exons. Gene Ontology annotation, molecular function: pyrroline-5-carboxylate reductase activity. NCBI's taxonomy places the organism in Eukaryota, Metazoa, Arthropoda, Insecta, Hemiptera, Cicadellidae. Gene Ontology annotation, biological process: L-proline biosynthetic process. The record is from RefSeq and is a predicted model, not a curated record.